AUGCGCGCCGCGGUCGGCAGCGGUGCUAGCGCUUCUGCUGCAGCGUGUGCGAUCCCCAAAGCCGUCUCUUUGACAGUUGCCGACAUUGACACCCUGGCAAGGCGGGACGGCGCCGUUUCCAGUGAUGCGGUUAUUAGCCAACAAGGUACGGUGACGUCGUCGCGCUCGAUGGCAGAGCUGGAGGCCGUGGUGCAGGCGCUGCAGCAAGAGAAUGCGGAGCUGCGCGAGAGGCUGGAGCGCGAUCGACGCCAAAUGUUGCGGUCCGCCAUGGAUGUUCGCGACUUGCAUGCAAGCCAAAAGGAGAUUAGGCAGAGGGACUUGGACCACAUAGAGUGGCUGCACUGCGAUAAUCAGAGACUCAGGAAAAUACUCGAGAUGCAAGGCAGCGCUCAAGAGCUUGCAGACGCGGUGCCGCCACAACCACCAGCUGCAGCGCCGGCGACAGCUCUGUGUCCAUCAUCGGGGGGCCUUCGCUCUUUGGCGGAAAUGCCUGCCGAGCUCAAGGCAGUGGAGGAGGACACGCCAGCACUUCAGGCGGAGGUGGUGCGCCAGCGCGCCGCGCAGGCCCUCAAGACGCAGCAUCUUGGCGACCUGUGGGGGCAUGCGGAGCGCGCUGAGAGUUACGUGCAGGACCUACUCCAGAAGCUGGAACACGUGCAGCGCAUCGUGCGUGAGGAGAGCGACAACUGUGCACGCCGGUCCGAACACCUCGAAUGCGCUGAGCAGCCGCUGGAGGAUAUCGUCUCCUUCGUGUCCCUUCGCGACCACUCGAGUGCGACGCAGCUGACCGGGCCCAACUCCACUGCUCAGUCCCCCUUUGCCGCUGUGGGGCGGGGUGAACAUAUCAAGCGGGCCGCGGCUGUUCACGGAGGCUGA
Messenger RNA from Leishmania mexicana MHOM/GT/2001/U1103, 876 nucleotides. RefSeq lists its product as hypothetical. Bases 1 to 876 code for a protein of 291 amino acids. The record is from RefSeq and is a predicted model, not a curated record. NCBI's taxonomy places the organism in Eukaryota, Euglenozoa, Kinetoplastea, Trypanosomatida, Trypanosomatidae. The transcript has a single exon.